ACGUAUUUGACCAAGGGCAAUCAGCUCACCUCCCCUUACCUGGGAAUGGAAACAGUGCUUCGGGCAUGCAUUUUACCCGGGCUAAAACACGAAGGGGAAAUGCUGAUGGAGAAGGAGAGGAUUCCGUACAGAAAAUUGUUGGUAAGGUGGAUAGUCUCAAGCCUGUCAAACAACAUAUUCUCUGGAAGCAGAAGGCAGAGAUGCUCCAGUCUCGAGUGAAUGAGCUGGAGGAGGAAAAUGACUUUCUCAAGAAGCAGCUUGAAGAGAAGUCUGCAGAAGAACAAGAAGGGAAUAUUGAGAAGAUGGCCACUGAAGAUGAGGAGCCACAGGCCAUAAAAUUGGACUCCAGCACUGACACUACCACUGACUCCAGCACUGAUUCAAGCUCUGACUCCAGCUCUAGCUCUACGUCUGACUCUUCAGAUGAGGACAAGAAGAAAAAGAAGCGUAAAAAGAAGAAUCACAAAAAUAGAAGCAAAAAAAGAAAUAAGGAAAAGAAAAAGGUCAAGAGGUCAAACGGAAAAGGAGAGCGAGGCUCUAAAGAUGGAGGCAACGGUGAAGCGACUCAAAUUAGGCUGCACUCGUUGCUCAGCCUCCCUCAUAGUCAUACCAUGGACAAGGACAUGUUCACUAGAGUGGCUCGAAUUUCAUCUGAGACUGCUUUUCACCUUGCCCUUCGUCUCCCUCCUCCUCUUUCACCACAUCCUCCUCCUCCUUCACCAUGUCCUCUUCCUCCUUUUUCACCACGUCCUCCUCCUUUCCGUCCUCUUCUGCCUCCUUCUCUCCCUCCCCCUCAACCUAUUUCUUCAUCAUGUCCUCUCCCUCCUGGUUCACCAUGUCCUCUUCCUCCUCCUUCACCACGUCUUCCUUCUUUACCUCCUCUUCGGCCUCCUCCUCUUCUUUCUCCUUAA
Molecule: messenger RNA, 911 nt
Organism: Paramisgurnus dabryanus
Lineage: Eukaryota; Metazoa; Chordata; Actinopteri; Cypriniformes; Cobitidae
Source: RefSeq, a predicted model, not a curated record